Molecule: messenger RNA, 1074 nt
Organism: Dendrobium catenatum
Lineage: Eukaryota; Viridiplantae; Streptophyta; Magnoliopsida; Asparagales; Orchidaceae
Exons: 6
Coding region: 120-707 (195 amino acids)
Cellular component (GO): post-mRNA release spliceosomal complex; Prp19 complex; catalytic step 2 spliceosome
Source: RefSeq, a predicted model, not a curated record
UUCAGCUAUUAGCUCCUAAAAAGUCAAAUUACUUCUUCCGCGGGACUCUUAACAGCCAAUGUCUCUUUUUUCUUUCUUCUCUCUUCUCGGCUUCUCGUUCACACUGCGUGGAAAAGCAGAUGAGAAUGGCGCAACAUUGCACCUACGCUUCCAAUCCCUACCACGUCUGCAACAAGUAUUGUUCGCAGAGAGCUGCUCGAUCGAAGGAUUCGGCCGUCGAUGAAAGCUUAGCUCCAAGAGCUGUUGGUGUAGAGGAAAAUGGAGAGAGGACGGAAGUAAGAAGAAUUGUGAAUCCUUUAUGCGGGUACGCAUCCAAUCCUUUCCACAAGUGUACCGAUUUCUGCACUCGAAGGAACCCCAAUAAAAAAAGCUCACAAAAGGGAGCUUCUUUCAUUCUUCCCUCCAUGUCUUCAGAAGGAAGAAAGGAAAGAGCGAUGACUGUGAGUACUAAUAAGGUGAAUCCUAAUUGCUCGUAUGCAUCUAAUCCUUAUCAUCAAUGUACAAAAAACUGCUCUCAGAGAACCCAAAAGAUGACUGAGAUAGAGCAAGGCAAGCCAGGAAUUGCUGCUAUUGUGGGCGCAGGAAGAAGUAGCAGAAGUAUGGGGGGGACACAGAGGAAUAACGUAGAUCCUAGAUGCAAAUAUGCAUCAAACCCAUAUCACAAAUGUUCUUCCUUUUGCUCCCUGAAAAUCAACCAAGUGGCAUAAAUAACACAAGAACACACUUCAGGUGUCUGUUUGAAUGGUUCGGCUUCUCUUCUGGUCUCUUCGUUGAUCUUUUCCUGGACUUUUACCGGGUUAUCUGGAAUGAUUCAUGCUUCAUGUGGCUUGACUGAGUUUUUAGCAAUCUAUAUAUUAUUUUCUGCGGCUAUUUGCUGUUUGGGUGUUUCCCAUUGAGGAUGAUCUUGGCGGAUUAUGUGCUUGGCUUUAGCAUUAUAGAUAUAGGAUCUUACAUAUGUACAAAAAUUUAACUAGCAUUUAAAGAAAAUUUUAUAUUUUAAUGUGUUAUUACAAACUUCUCAAUUUUGAGAGAGAUUAUCUCCUUCUAUAAAUCGAAGACUUAAUUUUAUGAUGA